This is a messenger RNA of Ostreococcus tauri, 927 nucleotides long. Its product is annotated as Hydroxy monocarboxylic acid anion dehydrogenase,HIBADH-type. The transcript has a single exon. NCBI's taxonomy places the organism in Eukaryota, Viridiplantae, Chlorophyta, Mamiellophyceae, Mamiellales, Bathycoccaceae. Gene Ontology annotation, molecular function: NADP binding; oxidoreductase activity, acting on the CH-OH group of donors, NAD or NADP as acceptor; NAD binding. The record is from RefSeq and is a predicted model, not a curated record. Bases 1 to 927 code for a protein of 308 amino acids.
AUGACGAGCGUGGGAUUUUUAGGUCUCGGAAUCAUGGGCGCCCGCAUGGCGCUCGUCUUGGCGCGCUCGGGCCGGAGCGUGCGCGUGUGGAAUCGCUCGAGGGAUAAAUCGCUCAGGCUGCUCGAAGAGUUUGAAGAGACGAAAACGCCGACGUGCGGCGCCGUGGUCGUCGCGAACGCCGCGGAGGAGGUUCGUGAGCGAUGUGAGAUGACGUUCGCGAUGCUGGCGGAUCCGAAGGCGGCGCGAGCGGUGGCGAAGGCGUACGCGGGGAACGACGCGCGCGCGGCGGAUGGCGUUCGGCGGACGUACGUCGAUUGCUCCACGGUGGACGGCGCCGCGGGAGAGGAGACGAAGGCGGUGAUGAAGAGCGCUGGGAUCGAUUUCUUAGCCGCGCCGGUGAGCGGGGGAUGGCGCGAGGCGGCGAAGGGUGAGCUAUUGUUUCUAUGCGGCGGCGAUGGCGAGGCGUACGACGCCGCGUCGCCGCACCUCGAGGUGAUGGGAGCGAAGAAGUGGUUGGUCGGUGACAGCCCGACGCACGCGGCUCGAGCAAAAUUGAUGUUGCAAAUCAUGAUGGGGAACGUCGUCGCCGCGCUCGGAGAAAUGCACGGCCUGAGCGAGCGCGCCGGGUUGGACACGGAUGCGGUGCUCGAAAUGUUAUCGCACUCCGCCAUGGGUUCACCGCUCACAACGUCGAAGGGUAAGCUCAUGCGCGCGAGGAACUUCUCGCCGAAUUUCCAGGUGUACCUGCAACAGAAAGACCUACGACUCGCCCUGGAUCUCGGGGAUGAGCUUGAGUAUCCGAUGCCUAUUUCGGCCGCGACGAACUCGCAAUACUUGCGCGCAAAAUCGCUCGGGCACGCCAACAGCGAUUUUUCCGCCGUCGCUGUCGCAUACACGAACGAGCGCGCUCCGGGAACCACGAAUUAG